AUGGUCAACAGAAUAUAUGCUGACCUCCGGAUUCGUAUUUCAGUUGUAUUUCUGACAACCUGUGCUUCUCUCUACAUUUUCCUGGGCUAUUUGUACUCCAAUGCUGACACUUCAACCGGAAAUGACGUAGACAAUUACAGCACAAAGGAAGUGGUUCAUAAUAACGUUUUUGCUAUAGUUAACAAACAACAAAAAUCGGAAUUUACUACACAGGAUGGUCAAAUUGCGCAGUGUAGUCAUAUAACAUAUGGAGGAAAUAUUCGUGCCGGGCUCAAUGACGUUAGUAGAUUGCAAUUUAUUCCAAAAGGAGAAUAUAGGCCAGCACAAAAUUCUAGACCGUGUGAUCAAAAUUUUAUCGCUACAGAUUUGGAAUUAGAUAUACGUGAAUACAGACAUGGACUUAAAUGUGUAAAGAACUUUGAAGAAGAACAUAAGAUUUCCAAAAAUGCCUUUUGGGCUGGAACCACACAUUUAAUUCGUCACAAACAUCAUUCAUACCUGACUCCAAAUAGUAUAGUGAUAGAAGUUGGUGGAAACGUGGGCGUGGAUGCCGCUGCUAUCAUACAAAAAUACAAGCCAAGUGCUUACAUAUUGCUGGAACCUGUUCUUCCUUUGUUUAACAAAUUGAAGAAAACAUUUAAUAAAACAAGAAAUAUGUAUUUGUAUAACUUUGGACUUGGGAAAAAUCUCUCCUAUUUCCAUGUUUAUAUGGAGGGUCAUGAAGGAGAGGCUACCUCACAGUUCACGGGGUCAAGGGCAGGAGAUUGCCUUAUCAAGGUCAUCAAUGCUACAGCAUUCAUGCUCAAACUAGGAGUCGGGUGUUUUGAUGUGGAUCUACUGACAAUCAAUUGUGAAGGAUGUGAGUUCGACAUCCUUGAAUCUCUGAUCUCUACAAGUCUGAUAAAAAGUUUCAAGCACGUGCAGUUUGCCACUCAUCCAACACUGGAACAUCUGUAUAGUCCUGUAACCAGAUAUUGUGAAAUAAUCCAGGUGUUGUCGAGAACGCAUGUACCAUCAUAUCGAUAUGGAUUUACUUGGGAGUCUUGGACAAGGAGGGAUUUACUUAACAAGGCUUAA
Ylistrum balloti is the source of this 1077-nucleotide messenger RNA. RefSeq lists its product as uncharacterized. The coding region runs from base 1 to 1077 and encodes 358 amino acids. The record is from RefSeq and is a predicted model, not a curated record. Lineage: Eukaryota; Metazoa; Mollusca; Bivalvia; Pectinida; Pectinidae. The transcript has a single exon.